AUGAUAAUCACUAUUUCUCUGUUGACCUGUAUUUUCUGUUUAAUUAUUACAUAUUUAUGGAACGUUGGAAAUUCUUAUGAUUAUUUUCAACGUCAAGGUAUUCCAGGACCGCCAUAUCGGUUCUUUUUUGGUCAUUAUAAAGAUCUUUGGCCAGUCAAAUCAAUUUCAAGACAAUUCCAAGAAUGGACUCGUCAAUAUGGUUCUAUUUAUGGAUUAUUUGCAGGUACAACACCAAUGUAUGUUGUUUCAGAUGUUGAUUUUCUUCAAGAAGUUUAUAUAAAACAAUUUUCAUCAUUUCAUUCACGUCAUCUUCCAAUUAUAUUACAACUUCAAACAGGCAAUAAAGUUCAUUUAUUUGGAGCAACUGGACUAAGAUGGCGUCGUCAACGCUAUGUAAUUAAUCCAACAUUUUCAUGUGGAAAACUUAAACUUAUGAUGCCCUUAGUGAAUCAAUGUAUUGAAGCAAUGCUUAAUAAAUUAUCUGAUAUAAUUAAUGAUAAAAAUACAGAAAUUAAUAUUUAUCAAUUAUAUAAACGAAUGACAAUGGAUGUUAUUUGUCGUUGUGCAUUUGGUAUUGAUACUGAUAUGCAAAAUGAUGUUGAUAACAUAUAUCUACAAAAAUCAGGUGGAACAUUUGAUGUAGAUGUUGAUAAAUUAACUAUUGUUAAAUUAACUAAUUUACUACCAUUUUUCAUAACACCUUUUCGUUAUUUUUAUCUUGGUCAAAUUGCUCUUCGUAGAAUAUUAAUAAGAUUAAUUCCAGUAUUAAGUAAUUAUAUUGAAGAAUCACCUGGUUCAUGGUUAACAAAUCGUGUUAAAGAUGUUGUGAAUUGUCGAAAUAAAUCAUUAACAACAAAUACAAUAAAACGUGUAGAUUUAUUACAACUUAUGAUUGAUGCUUCAACAUAUGAUCAUGUAAAAGAUCAUAGCGAUGAACAAUUCAUGUCAAAAACAUUACAUUCAGAUGAAGUUGUCAGUAAUGUAUUUCUUUUUAUGAUUGCUGGAUAUGAAACAACAUCAACAGCACUUGCAUAUUGUACGUAUAUUUUAGCAACAAAAUUAGAUAUUCAAGAUAAACUUAUAAAAGAAAUUCAUGAAAUUAAAUGGAAUAAUUAUAAUAAUGAAGAUAUUUAUGAUAUAGCUACAAAUCUUCGUUCUCUUGAUUUAUUUGUACGUGAAGUUCUUCGAAUGUAUCCUAUAACAAGUAAAGGACAAAUAAGAAAAUGUAAUCAAACUACAAUUAUAUCUGGUUAUAUUAUUGAAAAAGAUAGUAUUAUUCAACCUGAUAUAUUUAGUAUUCAUUAUAAUCCAAAUUUAUGGGGUCCUGAAGAUCCAAAUCUUUUUAUACCAGAAAGACAUGAAAUAAAACGUCAUCCUAUUGCUUGGAUGCCAUUUGGUGUUGGUCCAAGACAUUGUAUUGGUAUGAAAUUUGCAUUAAUGGAAUUAAAAAUGUGUUUAAUUCAAUUACUUCGACAAUAUCGAAUAUUACCUGGUGAUAAUAUUGAACAAGGAUUUAAACGACAAGAAAAAAUUGUUAUACAACCUGAUGCUAUUUAUGUUAAAUUUGAAAAACAUUCUAUUUGA
Rotaria sordida is the source of this 1584-nucleotide messenger RNA. Lineage: Eukaryota; Metazoa; Rotifera; Eurotatoria; Philodinida; Philodinidae. The record is from the annotation of a GenBank genome assembly.